Theobroma umbraticum is the source of this 1629-nucleotide messenger RNA. It is a transcript of the gene CDS5, whose product is annotated as cytidinediphosphate diacylglycerol synthase 5. The record is from RefSeq and is a predicted model, not a curated record. Gene Ontology annotation, cellular component: membrane. Gene Ontology annotation, molecular function: transferase activity, transferring phosphorus-containing groups. Lineage: Eukaryota; Viridiplantae; Streptophyta; Magnoliopsida; Malvales; Malvaceae.
CCUCGAACCUCAAAAAGCUCGAAAAACUCCGAAUCGUCCCUCCAAACUCUCCUCAAAUCCUUCAAAAAAAACCGAACCAACCACAAUGAAAACAUGAGUUGAGAUUUUCCCCCAUAAAAAAAGAUUUAUCAUUUUAUUAAUUUUAUUAUUGCUUCCAUUUUUUAUGGCCUCCUUCGUCGAAAUCGAUCGGUACAAUCUGAUUCCUCUCUCAGUGAGUUCACUUUGCGGUUGCCCAUGCCGUCCCUUAUACAACAAAACCCUAACUCUCAGUACAAGGGGAGUCCCUAAACUCAAGCUCAAGUUAGUCUUUGAUGGAUCCGAAUUGGUCGUCCCGGUUCGUUCUGCCCGUAUUUACAUCAACCGGCGGGUUAUUACGGCUGUGGCGCGAGCUGAACCGGAAAGUCUCGACGAAAGCAAUGCCAAGGAGGAAGUUGACAAAGGCCAUAUUUUACCAACGGUGAAGGCGGAUGCUCUUUCCCAGCAACAGCAUAAAUCAGGUCAGUUGAGGAAAAGGAUUGUUUUUGGACUUGGUAUUGGUAUCUCUGUCGGAGGUGCUGUAUUAGCUGGGGGAUGGGUUUUCACUGUGGCUUUGGCUGCUGCUGUUUUCCUCGGUGCACGUGAGUAUUUUGAGUUGGUAAGGAGCCGUGGAAUUGCUGCUGGAAUGACACCUCCUCCACGAUAUGUCUCACGAGUGUGCUCUGUUAUCUGUGCCCUCAUGCCCAUACUUACCUUGUACUUUGGCAAUAUUGAUAUUUCAGUGACAUCUGCUGCAUUUGUUGUGGCUAUGUCAUUGCUCUUGCAAAGAGGAAAUCCUCGUUUUGCUCAGCUGAGCAGUACCAUGUUUGGGCUAUUUUAUUGUGGCUACCUCCCUUGUUUCUGGGUUAAGCUCAGAUGUGGUUUAGCAGCUCCUGCUUUGAAUACUAGACUAGGAGCAGGAUGGCCUUUUCUUCUCGGAGGCCAAGCUCAUUGGACGGUUGGCCUUGUGGCAACUUUGAUUUCUAUCAGCAGCAUAAUUGCAGCAGAUACAUAUGCUUUUUUGGGUGGAAAGGCCAUUGGUAGGACACCACUUACUAAUAUAAGUCCAAAGAAGACAUGGGAAGGAGCUAUUGUUGGUUUGGGUGGUUGUAUAGCAACUUCUGUUGUACUGUCAAAGAUUUUUAGCUGGCCAGCAUCUUGGCUAAGUGCAAUAGCCUUCGGGUUUCUGAACUUCUUUGGGUCUGUUUUUGGUGAUCUGACUGAAUCAAUGAUCAAGCGCGAUGCUGGUGUUAAGGACUCUGGCUCCCUAAUACCUGGGCAUGGUGGAAUACUUGACAGAGUGGAUAGUUACAUAUUCACAGGUGCACUUGCAUACUCUUUUGUAAAAAUCUUGUUACCACUCUAUGGCAUUUGAUAUGUAAAAUUUCUAUCAAUAUCAAGAGGGAAUAAUACCAGAUAGAAAUUCUCCUGUCUUUUUGGAUAUUAAAAGGAUUGCAGAAGCAAAUUUGAUGAUAUUUGCAGGGGGAAAUUCAUUCUACUUGCUCUUAAAGAAGGAAGCUGAGAUUGCGUUUGCAACUCUGCCAUCCCCAUAUUUUUACUGGAUUGUAAACUCUAGGAGUUCAUUUUUUAUACACCUUUCUCAAAUUUUAUCUA